CGGAAUACGUCAUUACGUCACGCCAAACAUGGCUUCCGCGAGAGAGGCAAAAAUAAAACAGCGAUGAUAUUGAGGCUAAUUCUCAUUUAAUUUGGACUAAAACCUCAACAUGUCGGAGUCUUUAGAAACUAAAAGUGUGGAGGAGCGACAGGAGCGUCUGCGGGAGCUGAAAGAGUUCACAGAGGACUGUAAAGAGAAGCUGAACCUUAUAUUUGAGAGGCUGGGAUGGACGCUGGACUACAAACAGGAACCAAUGGAGCAGUGCCCCUACGAUUCCCACCACCGAGUCCCAGCGAGGAGCAUGGAGAAACACAAAGCCUCCUGCAGCCUCCGGAAGAUGGGCUACACCGUUGAAGAAGAGGCGGGGAUGUUGGAUCCUUCUGUGUGUUAUGAGAACUCAACGGUCAGAAGCUUUACGAUGGACAAAUCCGCCCAGCAACAGGUGAUCCUGCAGGCCAGGUCUGCUGCACCACUCAUGAAGAUGGAAGGAGUCUUCUGGCAAGGUCAGUACUCCGGGCAGCCUGUGGACGUUCCUCAGAAUCACAAGCGUGCGGUGUGUGACCUCACGGUGGCCGACCGAUUGGCUCUCUACGAUCACGUCAUCAGCGUCCUCAACCAGCAGAGGGAGGCGGCCUCCUCCAACAACGAGGACCUUUACGUAGACUUGGUUUCCAAACUCCAGAAGAAUGACGAUCAAAACGAACCAAAGACUCACCUGGAGCUGAUGGCAGAGAUGAGAGACUACAAGAGGCGGCGCCAGUCUUACCGAGCCAAGAACGUACACAUCACCAAGAAAUCCUACACUGAGGUGAUCAGAGAGGUGAUCAGCGUCCACUCAGAGGAGCUCACCAGACAGUGGAGAGAAGAGGAGGGCGAGGGGGAGUCGGCCAGAUCUGAACCCUCCUCCCACAGGCGUCGGCUGGAUGAAAGACGGUCGGCUUCAUUGGAGUCUCGCCACUCGCACAGCAGACGCCAUCGCAGCCGGGAACGAAGCCAAGACAGAGAGAGCAAGAAGAAGAGGAAGAAGAGGGAGAGGGAUUCCCGCUCCCCUGACGGCCACCAUCACCACGACCGAAAGAAGAAGAAAAAGAGGAAGAAAGAGGAGAAGGAGAAGUGAGACAGCGGGGUCAGCAACAACAGGAGUCAAGGGCAUCGUAGCCUACAGGUCCAUCAGUGUGGCGUGGGAGCACAUCAUAUCAGCAUGUCUCCGUGCUUUAAUGUUCAGAAAGCUUUUCAUGUUUCUGAUACUGCCUGUGCUGCAGCAUCUCUGUUCACCCUCUGUCUGAAACCAGAUUCCAGUCUGCUGUCCGGCUCUGUUGUGAUUGGUCCCGCCCCUCAUUUAAGAGUCUUAAUAGAGUGGUGCAGAAACAAGUCCAAACACCCGGGGAUAUGCACCUUUGCAGAACAUAUAAAUGUAUAUACCACACUACAGGAAAGAGAAAAGUCAAUAAGAAGAUUCUGGAAAGAAAUUGAUGGGAAUAAAGUUUUUGGAACAUCAA
Molecule: messenger RNA, 1499 nt
Organism: Eleginops maclovinus (Patagonian blennie)
Lineage: Eukaryota; Metazoa; Chordata; Actinopteri; Perciformes; Eleginopidae
Gene: snrnp48
Product: small nuclear ribonucleoprotein 48 (U11/U12)
Exons: 9
Coding region: 110-1117 (335 amino acids)
Source: RefSeq, a predicted model, not a curated record